CAACGCUAUAUGCAAUCUAGCAGCAGUAGCAGUAGCAGGUUCCUCUUCUUAUCAACAACGAAGAAAUCAAAUUCGAUUUGGAGCAAACGCACAAGUACCAUGAUAAUCGAAAAUAAAUACUAGCUGUUCAGUUGGAGGAGGAGGUCAACGCGGAUGUGGACGCGGUCGUCAGGGCAGAAGAAAUCGGCGUGGCCGUGGUCGAUAGGGAGGAGAUCGGCGCAGAUGUGCGUGGUCGCCAGCAAGGAGUCAGUUGGCACGGCCGUGGUGGCUAGACAGGGAUCAGCGAUGGCGGGAAUACCAGGGGCGGAGGAUGGCAGGAUAAUCGAGGUCACCGACGGUGAGAUAAAACGGCGGCGGCAGGAUGAACGCCGGCUGAUCGAAAUGGGCGCCACCACCGGAAUCGGGCUGUGCAGGAACGGACGGCGGAUGGAUGCGGCGAGAUGGUCGGAGCAAUACGAGACUAAAACAAAAGGAAAAUACAAAUACCCAAAUUACCCUUAAGCACAUAGUUUGUAAGUAUUAAUAUGCCCUUCAAAAUGGAUGGUUUAGAUCGUUUCUACUUGUAGUAGAAUACCUGUAGAAAGCACCAUAGACAAGCUCAUUAAUAUAAGAGGCUAUAUUGAUUAAUUUUUUUUUAAGUCAUAUGCACAGGCUACCUAGAAGGCGAGCCCAUUUUUUAGUUAUUACUACCACCACAGCACUACUAGAAAUUAGGAGUAGAAAAUAGUAGAAACAUCUCUAACCAGCAAAGAACAGGAGCCACACGAAUCUAAUGGCCACCGCUUUCCACACCAUCGCCGCCGCCCGCCCCCGCCUUCCUCUCGCUGCGUUCGCUUGCCUCUGCCCCGGCCCCCGCCCCGCCACCAGAAAGCUUAGCCUCACCUCCACGGCGGUCUCCACCAUAGACUCCGCGCCCGCUAGUUCGUCGGACGCCAAGAAGACGACCACCGUCUUCGUGGCCGGCUCGACGGGCCGCACCGGCAAGCGGGUCGUGGAGAAGCUUCUGGAGAGGGGCUUCGGCGUGGUCGCCGGCACGACAGACGUGGGCCGCGCCCGCAGAAGCCUGCCCCAGGACCCAAACCUCCAGCUCGUGAGGGCUGACGUCAUGGAGGGCACAGACAAGUUGGUCGAUGCGAUCCGUGGCGCCGACGCCGUCGUCUGUGCGACGGGGUUCCGGCGGUCGUUCGAUCCCUUUGCUCCAUGGAAGGUGGACAACUUUGGCACAGUAAACCUUGUUGAAGCAUGCCGCAAGGCUGGGGUUACAAGAUUCAUACUCGUAAGUUCCAUUUUGGUCAAUGGGGCUGCGAUGGGUCAACUGUUGAAUCCAGCAUAUACUGUGCUCAACUUGUUUGGUUUAGUGCUGGUCGCAAAGCUGCAGGCGGAGAAACAUAUCAGGUCAUCAGGAAUAAAUUACACCAUUAUAAGGCCUGGAGGCCUGACUGAACAACCACCAACAGGGAAUAUAGUCAUGGAGCCAGAGGAUACACUUUACGAGGGCUCCAUAUCGAGACAGCAAGUCGCAGAAGUAGCUGUGGAGGCAUUGUUAUGCCGAGAGGAAUCUUCCUACAAAGUUGUCGAGAUUGUCACCCGAGCUGAAGCUCACAAUCGUCCUCUCAAGGAUCUGUUUGCUUCUAUUAAGCAAAGCUGAGUAACGGAGCACAACUGAACAAGUUGUUCCGGCCCUGAACUUCAAAGGGGGCUAGCAUUAUUCCAGAAAUUGUAUAGUGAUGUGUCAGGGUGUUCAUACCUAGUUAGGAAAAAUAGUUGUCCUAAUAUAGUGAUUUAAUGUUCUUUACUAUAAAAUGGAAUACGCACACCCACAUCAUCGUUAUAAACUAUAAUUCUCACAUCA
Oryza sativa Japonica Group (Japanese rice) is the source of this 1852-nucleotide messenger RNA. RefSeq lists its product as uncharacterized. The record is from RefSeq and is a predicted model, not a curated record. Lineage: Eukaryota; Viridiplantae; Streptophyta; Magnoliopsida; Poales; Poaceae.